Aspergillus tanneri is the source of this 1041-nucleotide messenger RNA. RefSeq names its product ketopantoate reductase family protein. Gene Ontology annotation, molecular function: 2-dehydropantoate 2-reductase activity. Gene Ontology annotation, biological process: pantothenate biosynthetic process. The record is from RefSeq and is a predicted model, not a curated record. Bases 1 to 1041 code for a protein of 346 amino acids. The transcript has 2 exons. NCBI's taxonomy places the organism in Eukaryota, Fungi, Ascomycota, Eurotiomycetes, Eurotiales, Aspergillaceae. Gene Ontology annotation, cellular component: cytoplasm.
AUGACCAAAUUCCGAGUUCUCCUGGUCGGUAGCGGAGGCAUUGGCACCAUUGCCGCCCUGAAUCUCGAGACUGGCCAUCAAGCACAGGUAUCCUGCGUGUUGCGAUCGAAUUACAAGGCCGUGGUUGAAAAUGGGUUCACGAUCGACUCGUGCGACCACGGGAAAGUGUCGAAUUGGCGACCGACCGGGGUAUUACACGUCCUUGACAAGAGAAACGCAGUCCAGCUAAUUCGCGCAGUCUUGAAUGCAGUCCCUCAUCAUUCUUUUGACCGAUUCGAUUACAUCGUCUGCUGCACGAAGAACGUCCCCGACUCCUCGCCAACUCUGCCAGAUAUAAUUGCCUCCGCUGUGGCUCCCGGUCAUACCGUCAUCGUACUGAUCCAGAAUGGACUCAACAUCGAGCGUCCCUUUAUGGCCCGAUUCCCUGACAACGUUGUGCUCUCCGGGGUAAGUCGUACCGAUGCCCAUGAGAUUGCCCCGGGGGUGAUCCAGCACAAGCAGCCGGACGUGCUGAAUAUCGGGGCGUUUUCGAACCCUUCUCUUCCGACCGGUGACUCAGUGUCCGCAGCCAAGAAUUUCGUCCGGAUGUACUCUGCUGGUGGUAAGACGAGGUGCCGAUUUGACGAGGACGUUGCGCUCGAUCGAUGGCGAAAGCUUGUCUACAACGCUACCUUGAAUCCCAUCUGUGCUUUAACGGGACUGGAUACGGGGACUUUGCAGCUGGAACAGCGGAGUAUGGAGACAUUGGUCCGUCCGGCGAUGCGCGAGGUCAUUCAGGUUGCUGCUGCGCUUGGACAGCAGUUGCCGGAUGGUAUUAUCGAGACAACAAUCGCUAGUAAUCCGGUCGAACAGCGGAUUUCACCCAGUAUGCUGAUGGAUAUACGGAAGGGCAAUUUGAUCGAGCAUGAGAAUAUCCUGGGAGAAGUGGUUCGAGAGGCACAGGCUCAUAGCGUUGACACGCCAACGCUACACAUGCUGUAUAAUUUGUGCUGUGCGGUCCAAUUACGCACCAAACAGAGCAUGGGACUUAUUUCUAAGUAG